This is a messenger RNA of Platichthys flesus (European flounder), 4302 nucleotides long. RefSeq names its product FAM161 centrosomal protein A (gene fam161a). The record is from RefSeq and is a predicted model, not a curated record. Gene Ontology annotation, cellular component: cilium. Bases 23 to 2350 code for a protein of 775 amino acids. The transcript has 7 exons. NCBI's taxonomy places the organism in Eukaryota, Metazoa, Chordata, Actinopteri, Pleuronectiformes, Pleuronectidae. Gene Ontology annotation, biological process: cilium organization.
CCCGGUCAGAGACGCCGUGCUGAUGGAGUCUCACCGGACCAACGUGCUGGUGACGUCGUGUCUCAAGACGCCGGUGGACCCGCUCACCAAGGCGCCGCUGGCCUCGUACGAGCGGGACCGGAACCACCGGAACCCCCGGGGACACCGGGAGCACCGGGAGCACCGGGACCACCGGGAGCACGAGGCGGAGUUCGAGGACUCGGGCUCUGACUCCGGGGACGAUGAGCGUCGGGGGGGCGGCGUCCCUCUCGUCAGGAACAACCACGUGGCCUCAGGAGAACGUCUGGACCUGAGUGGCAUCUUCUUCUCCAACGAGGAGUACUACAGCAAGCUGGAGGAGCUGAAGAGGGCCCACCUCCGCACCAUGGCCGAGCUGGAGAGCAUGUACCGACGGAAGCUGCAGCUGAAGUUCAUGGAGCCUCUGGAGCUGACGGGGCUGGAGGCCGGGCACAGGCUUCCGUGGUCAAGCAGCAGCCCAGCAGCGUCUCACCGACUGAGAAGGUCCCACUCUGCCCUGGAGCUCAGGAGGAGCUCGGGACACUCGGACUCGUCAGACGAGGAUGAAGAAGUCAGUGAAGAAGUGGAGGAGACGGGCCUCCUCUUCUCUCCCCAGGAACACAUCAGGAACAUGUGGAGGGACUUCAAGCUGUCUCCAAACCCCCGUCACCUGACCUCCUCCUCGCUCCAGAGUCUGCCAGGAGACCAGAAGAGACCAGGAAAGAGGAAAGGCAAGAAGAGGGAGACCUGGAAGCACAGGGUGACGAUCCCCAAGCCGUUCCACAUGACCCUGCGUGAGGCUGAGAGACAGAAGCUGGGCAUCAGGACGCGGACAGAGAUCGAGCUGGAGAACGUGGAGCUGCGGCGGCAGCUAGAGGAGCUGACCGAGUGCCAGAGGAAGUUCCGUGCCAGCCCCGUCCCGGCACACGUUCACCUGCCGCUCUAUGAAGAGCUGCAGGAGCAGAAGGACGAGCGGCAGAGGAACAAGCGAGAGCGAGAGGAGCAGCACCUCCGGAGCAUCCAGAAACCGUUCAGCUUCCUGGAGAGGGAGCGACUCAAGAAGGAGCAGAAGCAGCUGCGUGUCCCAGAAGCAUCCCAGCCGGACCGAGUCAAGCCCUUCAGGGCCAAGCCGGUGCCCAGGGCCGUGUACGCCGCAGCGUCGGGGGAGCAGAUGAAGGAUGAGCAGCUGUACCGCUCCAUCAAGAUCCAGAUGAGAGCUCAGGAGCUGCUCCACGGGGCCUCCAUGCCGCCCAGCAUGCUCUCACGACGACUCAGCGAACGGAAGAAGACCAAAGACAAGGGCAGCGAUGCAGCCGGGGGGGGCAGCAGCUUCCCCCACAGACCCCAGAUCAACAAAGAGGUGCCCGACUUCGACGCCAGCUACAGACGCUUCAAGAAGCACCUGGAGAAACGAAAGGAGGUGAAGCCCACGACCACAUGUGAACCCUUCGACCUGAAGACGGCUCAGAUCCCCUCGCACCGAGAGCGCAUCCUGGCGGACAUCGAGAAGGAGCAGGGCAGCCCCCGCACGCUGCGCUGGCCACACAUCAGCUCCGCUGCCACUCGGACUCCAAACUCCAGCCUCUGCUCCUCCCUCUCCGGCAGCCUGGAGCUCCUGCCCACCAAGGGCACAGACGCCACCAAAAAGCGCCAUGAGGCCGUGAGAAAGGUGCUGGAGCAGAGGAGGAAGGCCGGAGAGGAGGAGGAGCAGUGGAAGGAGAAGCAGAAGCAGAGGGAGCGGAAGCUGCAGCGGGUGGUGUUGAAGCGAGCCCAGGCCAACGACCCCCACACGGCCCUGUCCCAGACCCACCAGACCAAACUCAAAGAGUUCAGGACACGAGACCUCCAGCGCAGGAGGGAGUACCAGCAGGAGGUCCAGGAGAUGCAGCAGCGGGUGAAGGGGAGGCCGCUGCUGCUGGAGCAGGUUGCACAGAGAAACGCCAAGCAGGCGGCGGAGAAGCGCUACACCGCCGCGGUGACCGGCUGUGACGUGACGGAGGAGUUCAUCUGCAGCAAAGCAGCUGAACCAGGAUCAGCCCACAGCGCCUCCCAGUCCAGUGACAGCAAACACAGUGACCAGGAGGACGCAGACAUGGGGUUUCAACCCGUCCGCUACAGGAAAGUCUUCCUGGACGACGAAGACGUGGACGAUCCCACCGAGAGGGGGGGGCGAGGGACGGAGGACAAGGACAGUGACGAGGACUCAUCGAACCGCCACAGUGGGGACGACCCCGGCGGUCAGCGUGGAGACCAUCAACACGGCUCGGAUGACGGGUACCACUACUCUGACGACCAUGAGGACUACUCAGACGACAGCGAGGGUCCCACUCCACGGGCCGAAGCCACCGAGUGAUGUCAUCAACGCUUAGAUGAGGAAACUGAUCCUCACUGACUGAGCACACGAGGAGGGAGCUUCUCGUUUUGGGUAAGAUGACUAAACUCCAUGUUUUAGGGAAGUGAAACCCAGUGAGAGAUUCAAUGUGUGAGUAAGACGUGUGUGUUAUUGUGUUAUAUCCAUAUUUCUUCAUUUUGAGCCGCUUUCUGUUUUGUUGUCACGCUGUGAGGCGUCUUUGAGAAUUGUUAAAAUUGCUCGACAAACAAAACUAAUUGAGAAUUGUUGGAUCCUCCGUGUGAGGACAUUCACAAUCGACAGAGCAGCACGAGGACAAUGUAGUAAAAGCAAGAAUAUAAACACUACAAAUAAUAAAGUAGAAAUAUUGAAAUAUAGACAUGAUUGUUCCUCUAAAUGUGCAAUAUAAAGAUAUAAAGAUAGAGAUAACGGCUGUGUGUUGUGAAAUGUGUCCAAUUCUUUGUAAAUAUUCAACUGUACGAGAUGUGGAGAAGCUCUUUCUUGUUGUGUGUAUUUUAGUGUUGGGCCGGGGGUGCUGUGGCAUUUUUGUGUCAUGGCACAAAAUGCCUACUGAUGUUGUCGGUCGGUAGGAGGCUUUUUGUGCCAUGGCAUAUUGCCGUGGUGACUCCGAAAUGACUCGGGUCGAGCCAGCCUCCAGCUCUGUGUAUAAAUACAGCUGCACCGCUAUGAACCGCUCGUGUUCACUCUGACCAGGAAGCAUCUGCACAGGAAACCUCGAAGACAAGAUGAGGAGAAGAACGGAAGAUUAUCAGGAGCAAACUUACUUCAAGCGGACACUGGAUUUGGCGGAUUCCCUCUUACGGAUAAUACAACAUCACAUACUGUAAGUGAUCUUAUACUAUUUCAAUGCUUUAUUCUUACACCGCGCGCCACACGUGGAAACAGUGAAAAACACAGAGUUUCUCUGGUCACAGCUGCUCUGAGAUCAGCGGCGCAGCUCCUGGAUCACAGCUACAGUUGGUUUAUACCGAGCUGCAGUUCCAGGGUCCGCCUCCAGUCGGACCUGCUCUCACUUUUUGUUUUCAUAAAAAUAUAUAUUUUUAAGGUUAUCAGGAUGCGGCUAUAUGUUUUUAUUUAUAUCACAGUGGGCUACAUCUUAUUUUAUACAUUCCCUCAAAUAUGGGGUAGACUCAAAUAGGCCUGCAUAGUUCUGUGUUUAAUUUAUUUCAAAGUAGGUCGACACUUGCUUGUGUAUUUUUUCCUCUUCUUCAUAAGAUUUUGCUGUUUUCCUUUGUUGUUACCGGUAAAAAUAACAAUAAAAUGUCAACAGUUUUCUUUAUUGUCGUUCUAUAAUUUCAUAAAUGCAACAAACUAUAGUUUGUAUAUGUAUGUAUAUAUAUAAAACUUUAUAAGCUGUGUUAUCAAAUAUGUUAUGAGACUAUAAGAAGUAGAAAGUACAGAAAUUUGUGUUCAAAUGUAUUGAGUAAAAGUAAAAGUCAUCAUGAAAAUAAAUACUCAAGAAAAGUAGAAAUAUGUGACAAAGUAUUGUGAAUGUACGUCGUUACUGUACUUAAAUAGAUUUAAGUAUUUGUACCUUCUCAACAGAAUGAUGUACAAGCUUCCCUCAAACUAAGUCUUGUGUUCCCCUCUGAGAUUUUAAAUAUUUAACGUGUGAUGCUUUUUUUAUGGAUCUUUUUACUGUUGUAUCAAAGGUAUUUCCAUUUGGUUGUUUUGCUGAUGUUUGUGAUUGUGUCUUGUUCUCAGGCCUCGGUUGGAGAAGAGAAUCUGGUUUUAUUGCCAGGCAGGUUAACACAUACAGGGAAUUUGCUGUGGUGUAUAAGUAUAAUAAAAAUAUAAUCACUAUAAGCACCUGUGGGGGGGAUUGUGCAGAUUCUGAUCCCAGUGUGACUUUGUAUUUAUGUGUUUUUAUUGUGUUGAUGCUGUGGAUUGUGAGUGUGUGUUGUUGGUAGGUAGAUCUUGAUCUCACUGUGACU